Messenger RNA from Tuber aestivum (summer truffle), 2984 nucleotides. The record is from the annotation of a GenBank genome assembly. Lineage: Eukaryota; Fungi; Ascomycota; Pezizomycetes; Pezizales; Tuberaceae.
ACAGCGCUCACCAUCCAACACUCCUACAACAAUUCUGCGUAUUGCGAGACUUCUUUCAAACGCAUUCCAUAAUGGCGCCCCCAAAGAAGUCUGGAAGGGCACUCCUCAGAGAGGAGGGUGAGUUGGAACUGAAGAUGCUCACCGUCUAUUUUGGUCAAGGCUAACGAUUGUGUACCAAAUAGGUCUUGAACGGACGGAUAAUAAUCUGAGAACGCACUCAUGGCCGGUAAUUCCUAUGAUAAAUCAAAAGAAUUAUUACACGUUUGUGCUUCGGCUUUCUACCUAUUCCACGACUCGGCUAAUAAUUGCGAAGCGAGUACCUCAAGCGCGAAGAGCAGAUCAUGGUGUUUCGCCAGCAGCAAGAAGACUCCCUAAAGGCCCAAGCGGCGUUACUAGAGAAAGAGAAACAGGCAUCUACGGUCGCGGAUCCGAUGGCGAUGGACAUUGAUAGAGGUGCGGAGGAAGGGGAGGAAACGGCAGAACAAGAAGAGGCUCUGGGUAGUAAGGUUAUUGUGAUCCAUACGGGAUCUCAGAAUAUGAGGGUUGGCUUAGCUAGCGAUGCUUUACCGAAAACUUUCCCAAAUUGCAUAGCGAGGAAAGCUGACAAGGCAGAAUAUGAGGAGGAAGAGAGAUGCCCGAAGAGGAUGAAAGUUGCCGAGGAGGAUGAAGAUUCCGAUGAUGAAGGUCCGCAGUUCGGCGAGGAGGUUUGUUGUCGCCUGUUUCUAGUCUUUGGGGAACUUUGGAAUUGACUCCUGCCAUAGUUUGAAACUCAGUUCAACACAAUGUCAAACGAGCUGAAGGUCAGGAUGCGUCAUAACAAGCGCCGUAUUCUUCCCAACUCUCGCGAUCUUGUGCUCUCCUAUAAUCGCCGUACACCCCCGGAGACUAUCAAAGAGCAUAAUGAUCCCUACAGAGUUGAAUGGACGGAUCCUGGGAAGAAUAAGGCCCCGGAUCACUUUGUUGGGAAUGAAGCGCUUAGGAUUCCCGAUAAUUCUAUCCCCCGGUAUCGCCUUUUUUGGCCUAUUCAAUAUGGAACUUUCAAUGAGAGAGACUACCAGUCUAAGAGGAGGCUCUUGGAGGAUAUAUCCGUAAUUCUUGAAGAGGGCAUCGAAAGAGAGCUGAAUAUUGAGAAGAAAGAUUUCAGAUUAUAUUCUGCGGUUUUAGUUGUUCCUGACCUCUACGACAAAAACUACGUCACGGAGAUGCUCAAUCUCCUGCUAAAAGAGUUCUGGUUCGCCCAGGUUUGCAUUAUUCAGGUACAUACACUGGGCUUAUGUGGGUUAGGGUUGUUGAUCUGAUUUGUCAUCACGUAGGAAUCAUUGGCAGCGACUUUUGGAGCGGGUUUUUCGCAAGCAUGUAUUGUGGAUAUAGGUGCUCAGAAGACUUCUAUUUGUUGUGUUGAAGAGGGGAUGUGUGUUGCAGAGUCGCGGUAGGCACCGAGUGAUUGCUUUUUUUUUUUUUGAGACGAAACUAAUAAUAUCUAGUCUAAAUCUUAAAUACGGAGGUCGGGAUGUCACAAUAGCACUAAUGAAGAUGAUGCUGUCGUACUCAUUCCCGUAUCGUGAUAUCAAUUUACAACGCCGCUAUGAUUUCCUCUUGGCGGAGGAGCUCAAAGCAAAAUAUGCGACACUCAACGACUCCGAUAUCAGUGUCCAGGCACACGAUUUCCAUCUCAGGGCUCCUGAACAGGAUACUAAGAAGUACCACUUCAAAACUUACGAUGAAGUCAUGUUGGCACCCUUGGUAAAUAAUCGGCUACCGCUAUUUCUUUUUUUCAAAACUAACAAUACAGUAGACACACUUUAAGCCCACCAUCCUUUCACACGAAGAAAAGCUCACUGGCCGCCGGGGCCUUUGGGAGCGCUCCUACGACCUCUACGAUGGCCAACCCAACGACCCCCUCUCUACAGCCCAACAUUCCCUCUACCAAUCCCUGAUACCACGACCCUCCUCCGCCGGCAACGACUCUACGGCGAAUAUGGGCAUCAUAACCCCUGCCCGUCCCACACUCGCCGGUUUUGGCGGUUUUGGCGCACACUUAACAGCAGCCGAUACAACCCCUCGAUCCUCCAUAGCUGGCUCACCAGCCCCUGAGGGCACUCCCGCACCCCCGGGGACAAUAACCCCGCUCGUCCCUGGUCCUGGUGGUAUUCCACACCCAGGCUCCGUCGGCGCCCCCCCGCCCACUGGUCCAACACCUGUGGAGCAAGCAGAGGACCGCGACCGGGUAGUCCCCAUCAUGUCUCUUGACACAGCAAUAGUGGAGAGCAUAACCCAUGCGGCCAAAGGCGAGGAGAAGAAGAUUAAGGAUUUCCUAGCCAGCAUCAUGGUUGUUGGCGGUGGCUCACUGGUCUCGGGAUUCAAUCACCAGCUCGAAGAGCGCAUCCGUACAAUCAAACCGAGUAAGGAGUAUCAGAUCAUUAUUGGCGUCCCGCCUAGGGAAUUGGACCCCAUGGUCAUCGUCUGGAAAGGUGCGAGUGUGUUUGGGAAGUUGAAGAUGAGUAACGAUUCGUGGAUUCGGCAGAAUGAGUAUGAUAUGCUCGGGAGUAGGCUCUUGACCUACAAGUGUUUGUGGACUUUUUGACUGAAUUCGUUUGGCGACGGGUGGAUCAGGCUAGGGGAGAAUUUGGCUCCGUUUGUUGGGGGCCUACGGGGAACUAUCUAACGCCAUUUGUCAUAGUGUGGCUUGCGUGCGUGUGGGAGAACCGGGGUUGCGGAUGGGUUUACACACUCUAAGUAUCAUGACCUAGAUACUUUCCGAUUUUUCUUUUUCUUUCUCUUUCCUUCCCUCUUGGUGAAUACCUUGGCUGGGGUCGGAUGAGUUGAUUCCCGUGAUCACACGAGCCCCCCCAAACCGGGAUAUGUAUAUAGUUGGUUGCGAGAGUUUUUUUGUGUGGAUCGCACAUUUUAUUGUGUAGCGCUCACUGCGAUAUGGGCAGGCGACGUUAGUAGAAAUAGGAUAACUUACAAGAUACCUCACCUUC